AUGACGACCUCCGUCAAGUUCGAGAAGGACACCGUCCGCAACGCAAGCACCGCCGCUACUAAGGCCAGCGAGGACAUCGUGCAUGCGGUCGGUGAGCGGCUGACUGGAGGCAAGACGCAGAAUGGCUAUCUCGCUGCGUACUUGAAGGAGCUCCAGUCGAACCCGCUACGAACGAAGAUGAUCACGUCCGGUGCUCUCUUCGGUAUCCAGGAACUGCUCGCCUCGUGGAUCGCGCACGACCGCAGCAAGCAUGGCCAUUAUCUCAACUCCCGCAUCCCCAAGAUGGCACUCUACGGCGCCUUCGUCAGCGCGCCGCUCGGUCACCUGCUCAUCAGCAUCCUACAGAAGGUCUUUGCCGGACGCACCAGCUUGAAGGCAAAGAUCUUCCAGAUCCUCAUCAGCAACCUGAUCGUCUCUCCCAUCCAGAACGUGAUAUACCUCACGUCAAUGGCCAUCAUUGCAGGUGCACGCACCUUCCACCAGGUCCGCGCAACCGUCAAGGCUGGCUUCAUGCCCGUCAUGAAGAUUAGUUGGAUCGUCUCUCCUCUCUCCCUGGCCUUUGCCCAGCAGUUCCUCCCCGAACAGGCUUGGGUGCCCUUCUUCAACGUCGUCGGUUUCAUCAUCGGAACCUACAUCAACGCUCACACCAAGAAGAAGAGACUCGAAGCCCUCAAGCGCAAGCAAUUUGGCUCCGGAAAGAGCUCUACCGGCCGCCCAGAGGACUACCCACCACCACCACGCCGCGACUACUAA
Molecule: messenger RNA, 753 nt
Organism: Microsporum canis CBS 113480
Lineage: Eukaryota; Fungi; Ascomycota; Eurotiomycetes; Onygenales; Arthrodermataceae
Exons: 4
Coding region: 1-753 (250 amino acids)
Cellular component (GO): cytoplasm; membrane
Source: RefSeq, a predicted model, not a curated record